AUGUCUCUAGCCAUUGAUGUGGCCUUAAUGUACCUGCGUAUUCCAUUGAUUAGCCAACUACCCACGGAACGCAUGCCAAAGCCCCCGGGCGCCGGAAAGUUGCAGUGUGCUCCGCUAAACACACUGCGAUUCAAAACAAUGCAUACAAGUCGCGACAAAUUGUCUGAAUUCCCACGCUCCAAGGUGCAUGUGUGGGAACGAAAACAGUUCCACCGUUUUCUGUAA
This is a messenger RNA of Opisthorchis viverrini, 225 nucleotides long. RefSeq lists its product as hypothetical. The coding region runs from base 1 to 225 and encodes 74 amino acids. The transcript has a single exon. Lineage: Eukaryota; Metazoa; Platyhelminthes; Trematoda; Opisthorchiida; Opisthorchiidae. The record is from RefSeq and is a predicted model, not a curated record.